Molecule: messenger RNA, 942 nt
Organism: Hemicordylus capensis (graceful crag lizard)
Lineage: Eukaryota; Metazoa; Chordata; Lepidosauria; Squamata; Cordylidae
Product: olfactory receptor 6M1-like
Exons: 1
Coding region: 1-942 (313 amino acids)
Biological process (GO): G protein-coupled receptor signaling pathway
Cellular component (GO): membrane
Molecular function (GO): G protein-coupled receptor activity; olfactory receptor activity
Source: RefSeq, a predicted model, not a curated record
AUGGAAAUUGGGAAUGCAACACAUGUGAUGGAAUUCAUCUUGAUUGGAUUUGCUAUUCCCUGGGAAAUAGAAAUCCUCCUUUUUCUGUUAUUCUUCAUCAUUCUGAUGGCAACAAUAGUUGGGAACAUCAUCAUCAUAACUCUGAUAUUCACUGAUUACCGCCUACAUUCUCCAAUGUAUUUCUUCCUUUUCCACUUGUCUAUCAUUGAAAUCCUGGGAACUCUGACAGUGGUGCCCAAAAUGAUGCAGAACUUCCUACUGGAAAGGAAGACAAUCUCCUUCUAUGGAUGUCUAUCUCAAUCAUACUUCUACUUCUUGUUUGGAACCUCUGAAUACGUUUUACUGGCUAUGAUGUCCUAUGACCGAUACAUAGCCAUAUGCUACCCGCUUCGUUAUAGCAUCAUCAUGAGUGGGAAGGUUUGUGUCUAUCUGGUUGUAGGCUCUUGGAUGAGUGGGUUCUUCUCCAUACUCAUCCCCACUGUGAUGAAGCUGGGCUUGCCCUACUGUGGCCCUAAUGUGAUCAAUCAUUUUUUCUGUGACAGUGCCCCUUUGCUACACUUGGCUUGUGCUGAUAUUAGCUUAGUGGAGUUUAUUGACUUCAUCAUUUCCCUUCCCAUUCUUUUGGGCUCUCUUUUCCUGACACUCAUCUCCUACAUUUACAUUAUAAGCACCAUCCUUAGGAUCCCUUCUGCCACAGGGAGACAAAAGGCUUUCUCCACCUGUGCAUCCCAUUUCACGGUAGUGACCAUUGGCUAUGGAACAUCUGUCUUCAUCUAUGUUCGACCCUCCCAAGCCAGUUCCAUGAAUCUCAACAAAAUUGCCUCACUGUUUACCACUGCAGUGACACCCAUGCUCAACCCCAUCAUAUUCACCUUUAGAAACCAGAAGGUCCAAGAAGUUUUCAGGGACUCUGUUCACAAGUGCUUAGGGAAUACAAAAUAA